Molecule: messenger RNA, 804 nt
Organism: Acyrthosiphon pisum (pea aphid)
Lineage: Eukaryota; Metazoa; Arthropoda; Insecta; Hemiptera; Aphididae
Product: zinc finger MYM-type protein 1-like
Exons: 1
Source: RefSeq, a predicted model, not a curated record
GUCAGAUCCAGCUGAAUGGAAAAUAAAUUCAUGUACUAUUGAUUACAUAUGUAAAAAUGGAUUUAGCCAAAAUUUAGAUUCUAGUUUUAGUCAAUCCAAACGAAUUUACCAGUCAGUUCGUAGAGGUUCAUUCAGAAAUAUCAACCGUUAUGUAAAUAAAAGUUUUUUUGAAACAGUUUUAGUCAAUGGUAAGAAAUGUCCAAGAAAAUAUCUAGUUUAUUCACAAUCUAAGGGUUCAGUUUUUUGUGUUCCUUGCUAUUUAUUUAAUAAUACUUCUGCAUUUUCAAAAAAUGGUUUCUCGGAUUGGAAAAGGCCAAAAUCAAUAGACAAACAUGAAAAUUCACUUUCACACAAAACAUGUGUGGUAAAAAUGAAAAAUAGAUCUUCUGAAUUGAACAAUGUUAAUGAAGUGCUUACAUUUCAAUUAGAAACAGAAAAAAUAUAUUGGAAAAAUGUGCUCACAAGAGUUUGUGCUGUUGUCAAAUCGUUAUCUAGUCGAGGUUUACCUUUUAGAGGUGACAAUGAGAAUAUUGGUUCGCUGCACAAUGGAAAUUUUUUGAUGUGCCUUGAAAUGAUCGCAGAAUUUGAUCCUUUUUUGGCUAAUCAUUUGGCAAACUAUGGUAAUCCUGGGAAAGGUUAUACUUCUUACUUGUCUCAUUCAACAUAUGAACAAUUUAUCAAGUUAAUGGCGACUAAGGUUCAAAAUCAAAUAGUUGAAGAAGUCAUUAAUGCGCAAUAUUUCUCCAUUGUUAUAGAUUCAACUCCAGAUAUUGCACAUGUUGAUCAACUAUCUUUUAUACUAAG